Messenger RNA from Olea europaea var. sylvestris, 360 nucleotides. RefSeq lists its product as uncharacterized. Gene Ontology annotation, molecular function: zinc ion binding. Bases 1 to 360 code for a protein of 119 amino acids. NCBI's taxonomy places the organism in Eukaryota, Viridiplantae, Streptophyta, Magnoliopsida, Lamiales, Oleaceae. The transcript has 2 exons. The record is from RefSeq and is a predicted model, not a curated record.
AUGGAUGAUGCACAUGGAACUUUCACAAAGUUGUCGAGCAAGUACGAGAAAGAAAUUAGGAAAAUGAGCAUGGAUUUGAGGAACUUGAAGGUAUCUCCUUCAAACCAGACAGUAUUUUCUGUCAGCAACGAAAGGUCAACGUUUGUCGUCGAUAUUGAGCAACGAACAUGCACUUGCAGGAUUCUACAAGUUGAUUUGUUACCGUGUCCACACGCUUUGGCUGUAAUUGCAAACACAAGAAAAUAUCCAUAUGAUUAUUGUUCCUAUUAUUACACAAGAGAUACGUACUUGAAUGCACACCAAGAUUCUGUAUAUCCCAUUGGAAAUCAAGAGGAAUGGAUAGUGCCAAAAGAAGUAUAG